Messenger RNA from Micropterus dolomieu (smallmouth bass), 980 nucleotides. Its product is annotated as nuclear factor 7, brain-like. NCBI's taxonomy places the organism in Eukaryota, Metazoa, Chordata, Actinopteri, Centrarchiformes, Centrarchidae. Gene Ontology annotation, molecular function: protein binding. Bases 48 to 980 code for a protein of 310 amino acids. The record is from RefSeq and is a predicted model, not a curated record. The transcript has a single exon.
AGGUUUGUGAACGAGUUAAAGUGAAGUUUGAUCAAACAGCAGAACACAUGAAGGUCCAGGCCCGACACACAGAGAGGCAGAUUAAGGAGCAGUUUAAGAAGCUUCAGCAGUUUCUAGAGGAGGAAGAGGAGGCCAGGAUGGCUGCACUGAGGGAGGAAGAGGAGCAGAAGAGUCAGAUGAUGAAGGAGAAGAUGGAGGCUCUGAGCAGAGAGAUAGCAGCUCUUUCAGACACAGUCAGAGCCACAGAGGAGGAGCUGAGAGCUGAAGACGUCUCAUUCCUGCUCAACUACAAGGCUGCAGUGGAAAGAGUCCAGCAGCGCCCCCUGCUGGAUGAUCCACAGCUGCCCUCAGGAGCUCUGAUAGACCAGGCCAAACACCUGGGCAACCUGACCUUCAACAUCUGGAACAAGAUGAAGGACAUGGUCUCCUACACUCCUCUCAUUCUGGACCCAAACACUGCUGAUCCAAGACUCAUCCUGUCUGAAGAUCUGACCAGUGUGAGACGAGGAAGAGAGAGACAGCAGCUUCCUGACAAUCCAGAGAGGAUUGAUAGUUCCUACUCUGUCCUGGGCUCUGAGGGCUUUAAUUCAGGGACUCACAGCUGGGAUGUCGAGGUUGGAGACAGUACAGACUGGUUACUGGGUGUGUUAGCAGAGUCUGUCCAGAGGAAGAAAGACAUACGGUCUGGAUUAUGGAUAAUAUGGCUCUAUGAAGAGAAAUACUCAGCAGAGUCACCAUCAGCUCCACCCACUGAUCUCAGCGUGCAGAAGAAGCUCCAGAGGAUCAGAGUGAAUCUGGACUGGAACAGAGGAAAGCUGUCGUUCUCUGAUCCUGAUACUAACACACACAUACACACCUUCACACACACUUUCACUGACAGGAUGUUUCCAUAUAUUGAAACUAUGGAUAAACUCCCACUGAAGGUUUUACCAGCGAAGGUCUGUGUGACUGUAGAAGAUGCUACUGAUGCUGAUGAGUAA